This is a messenger RNA of Xiphophorus couchianus (Monterrey platyfish), 2277 nucleotides long. RefSeq names its product gastrula zinc finger protein XlCGF57.1-like. NCBI's taxonomy places the organism in Eukaryota, Metazoa, Chordata, Actinopteri, Cyprinodontiformes, Poeciliidae. Gene Ontology annotation, molecular function: RNA polymerase II transcription regulatory region sequence-specific DNA binding; DNA-binding transcription factor activity, RNA polymerase II-specific. The transcript is spliced from 3 exons. The record is from RefSeq and is a predicted model, not a curated record. Gene Ontology annotation, biological process: regulation of transcription by RNA polymerase II; embryo development. Gene Ontology annotation, cellular component: nucleus. Bases 315 to 1778 code for a protein of 487 amino acids.
AAAUCACCGUCAAGUCCAAGGAAGAGAUGGAUGAUCAGCGCAGACGACUGGAUUUCUCCCGGACUCCCCAGAUAAUCUUACACCGAAUAGAUUCCCUGAAGUGUAACGUUUAUAACUAGGAGAGGAGCUCCACUCUGGACCAGGAGGAGUUGGAACCUCUGCAGGUGAAACAAGAACAGGAAGAGCCAGAAGAUCAUCAGAUAAAAGAAGAGCAGGAGGAUCUAAAACACCAGCAGAUAAAAGUGGAAGAGAAAGAAGUUUACUGCAGUCAGGGUGAAGAACAGAUUGAAUUAAAACAGGAGACUGAUACCUGCAUGGUGGUUCCUGUUGAUGAGCAAGCAGACCACACUGAAUCAGAACCAAACAGGAACCAAGUCAUCUUCCAGGAAGCUGCUGAAGCUGAGAUCCAAAAUCAGGAAAGAAGAAAACCUUUCUCAUGUGUCAUCUGUAAAAAGUGUUUGACUUUCAAAUCUGCUUUUGAGCCUCACAUGAGAACUCAUGCGUGUGAAAAGCCGUUUACAUGUGUGACUUGUGGGAAAAGUUUUAGUCAUAAACAUGUUUUAACUCAGCACAUGAUGAUUCACACUGGUGAAAAGCCAUUUACAUGUGGGAACUGUGGAAAAAGUUUUAGUCAUAAACAUGUUUUAACUCAGCACAUGAUGAUUCACACUGGUGAAAAGCCGUUUUCAUGUGUGACCUGUGGAAAAAGUUUUAAUCGAAAACAGAGUUUAACUCGGCAUAUGAUGACUCACACAAGUGAAAAGCCGUUUUCAUGUGUGACCUGUGGAAAAAGUUUUAAUCGAAAACAGAGUUUAACUGAGCACAUGAUGAUUCACACUGGUGAAAAGCCGUUUUCAUGUGUGACCUGUGGAAAAAGUUUUAGUAUAAAACAGAGUUUAACUUACCAUAUGAUGACUCACACUGGUGAAAAGCCGUUUUCAUGUGUGAAUUGUGGAAAAAGUUUUAGUAUAAAACAGAAUUUAACUCAGCACAUGAUGAUUCACACUGGUGAAAAGCCGUUUUCAUGUGUGACCUGUGGAAAAAGUUUUAAUCGAAAACAGAGUUUAACUGAGCACAUGAUGAAUCACACUGGUGGAAAACCGUUUUCAUGUGUGACCUGUGGGAAAAGUUUUAACCGAAAACAGAGUUUAACCCAGCACAUGAUGAUUCACACUGGUGGAAAACCGUUUUCAUGUGUGACCUGUGGAAAAAGUUUUAGUAUGAAACAGAAUUUAACUCAGCACAUGAUGAUUCACGCAGGUGAAAAGCCGUUUUCAUGUGUGACCUGUGGAAAAAGUUUUAGUCGAAAAGACUUUUUCACUCAGCACAUGAUGAUUCACACUGGUGAAAAGCCGUUUUCAUGUGUGACCUGUGGAAAAAGUUUUAAUCAAAAACAGAGUUUAACUCGGCAUAUGAUGACUCACACAAGUGAAAAGCCGUUUUCAUGUGUGACCUGUGGAAAAAGUUUUAAUCGAAAACAGAGUUUAACUGAGCACAUGAUGAUUCACACUGGUGGAAAUCCGUUUUCAUGUGUGACCUGUGGGAAAAGUUUUAAUCGAAAACAGAGUUUAACUGAGCACAUGAUGAUUCACACUGGUGGAAAACCGUUUUCAUGUGUGACCUGUGGAAAAAGUUUUAGUAUGAAACAGAAAUUAACUCGGCAUAUGAUGACUCACUCUGGUGAAAAGCCGUUUUCAUGUGUAACCUGUGGAGAAAGUUUUCGUCACAAGGUGAGUUUAAUUCACCACUUGAGGCGUCACACAGGUGAAAAGCAGUAGAAAUAUUUUCCAUACGUGUCCUAUGUUGAGGUUCACUAUAGCACUGAUUAGGUUUAAAACUAGAAUGAAAGACUGGAGGGGUUUCAUGUCUAUAAAGCUGAAAAUUUGUUGUAUUUGUUAAAUGUGAUCAUUUGGAUACUUGGAGAUGUGCAACCAUGACACAUUUUUCUUCAUUGAUGUUUUGUUUUUCUGGUAUAUUCUGUAUCAAUAAACAAUAAUGAUAAACUGUAUGUUAUUGUAUUAACAUACUGUUUAUGUCAAACUGUAUGUUGUGUGUGUACAACGUGAAGAGCAGAGGGCUCAGCACACAGCCCUGAGGAGUGCCAGUACUGAUACUGAUAGAUGAAGAGGCUUGAGGGCCCACUGACUAUUUCAUGCAUUAACAGAGUUUGACCGGACAUGGACUCCCUUCCAGAACAUUCUCACAUGAUUGGACUUGAGGGAUUGAUUUGUAUUAUUCUGUACAAUAGAGAGAGUUAGUGGGGUUUAUUUAAAAUCU